AUGGCCGGGGCCGGGGUGGCGAUCGGGGUCGGGGAGGUGGCCAGGCCGGGAGCCCCGGGACUGGGACCUCGACGGGCCCCGGCGGGGCGGCGCAAGGAGGCGGAGCCGGGGCCCGAGAGCGGCGAGGAGCCGCGGGGUGCGGGCCGCCUGGCGCGUCUCCGCGGGCAGCUGCGGGCGCAGGCGGCGGGACCUGGGGGCGCGCGGGGCGGCGGCCGGGACGAGCCGUCGGGGCCGCGGCUGGCCGAGCUGGUGGAGCGCGUGGGCGCGGCCGGGGGCCCCGCGGCCGGGCCGCCCUCCCCGGGCUCCGCGUACUCCGUGUGCUCGGUGUGCGGGGAGCCCCGCGGCGGCGCCACGUACCCGGCCGGCGUGCUGGAGGUGAGCGAGCAGCGCCUGCAAGCGGGCCUAGCCGGGCUGCGCGCAGAGCUCACCGCCGGCCUCGGGGCGCUACGCGCCGAGCUGGCGGCCGAGCUGGCCGCGCUGCGGGAAGCCCUGGGCCGCCAGCCCCAGCAGCAGCAGGAGCCCCAGCAGGACGGGCCCGGCGGCCGCCGGCGGCCCCCAGCUGGCCCCCGAAAGGACGCGCUCCUAGCCCCAGGCUCGGGCCCCACCCGCGGCCAGGCGCUGCUGAGGGCCAUUGGCACGGUCAAUGCGCUGAGCGCCUCCACCUCCCCGAAACCCCGGCCCCGGCCCCCGCCCGCGGCCAGGCACUGCUGCGGGCCAUUGGCACGAUCAAUGCGUUGA
Messenger RNA from Dromiciops gliroides (monito del monte), 738 nucleotides. RefSeq names its product protein FAM246A-like. The record is from RefSeq and is a predicted model, not a curated record. The coding region runs from base 1 to 738 and encodes 245 amino acids. NCBI's taxonomy places the organism in Eukaryota, Metazoa, Chordata, Mammalia, Microbiotheria, Microbiotheriidae. The transcript is spliced from 2 exons.